GUUACGCUGUUUUCAUUUAGAAUGCGUUACGCAAGGAUGAUUACUGAAAAAUCUCUGAAAAAGAGGACUCUUAUUCUAACAACAGUCCUCCUCUUAACCAUUGGUUUUUCACGAGGGUUAAAUUGCAGCGGGGAUCCAUGCAUGUAUGGAAUUUGUUUAGAGGACGCAAACAGCACUUAUUCUUGCUACUGUAUCGAUGGAUACACCGGGAUCAAUUGUGAGAUCAAUUGGGACGAAUGUUGGUCUAAUCCUUGUCUGAACGGAGGGACAUGCAACGACGCUGUUGCAGCAUAUAACUGCACCUGUGCCGAGGGUUUUGUAGGUAUAAAUUGCGAACAAAGGUACAGCGAAUGUUCGAACCAACCCUGUCUGAAUAACGGGAUUUGUCUCGAUUACGACGGCAUCACAUGCCAAUGCCCUGAUGGAUAUUCAGGUGAUUAUUGCGAAAUCGAUGCCUCGGUUUGUAACGACACAAUAUGUAAGAAUGGAGGCGAAUGCGUGGAAGGACCUGGAUUCUCUUUCUUUUGCCGUUGUCCCGAAGGAUGGACAGGUCGACUGUGUGAUGAAGAUGUCGAUGAAUGCGUUACAUCACCAUGCAAGAACGGUGGUCUUUGCAUCAAUAUUCCCGCUUCGUAUACUUGUGCUUGUCUAUUCGGGUAUACAGGGAAAGAUUGCGAUAAAGCCAUCGUACCCUGCGAAGAGAAUCCUUGUAAAAACGAUGCGGUAUGUUUAUUCGAGGACGAACGACCAAUUUGUUACUGCGUACCGGACUAUCAUGGUGCGUUAUGCGAGUUAAAGUACGACGACUGUGAAUCCAAGUUCGCGAACUGUGAGAACGGAGGUACAUGUAUCGAUGGUAUCAACAGUUUCACUUGCGCUUGUCCAACGUUCUAUAGUGGACCAUUUUGCAAUGUCCAUAAUCUUUCACCGACCACUUUCUCCACUUUCGGGGAAACUUUUGAGACUGAUAGCGAUAAAACGACCACUCCUUUCACAUUAUUUUCAUCGAAAUCAUCGACACUGCCAGAUAGCGAUACAUCAUCGCUUGUGACCAUUUCCACGACGGCGCAAUCUUCGACUUCCUCCAGAAGUAUCAGUCGUUUCUAUACAAAAUGGUACCCUUUCGCCGAGACAACGUCAUCAACUUUAGACAGAAAUGGCAUUAACGUCUUUAGUAGUAGUACUGGUAGCAGCAGCAGUAGCAGUAGUAGCAGCAGCAGUAGUAGCAGUAGUGGUAGUAGUACAGAAACUACCCCAACAUUUGUUACCGAUGUCCCGUCGAUGUAUUCUGUUACGAGUAAAGAGGUACCUCAAACUGAAACGGUCUCGUUAGAACCCCGAACAUUGUCCAGUGUUUUGAGUGAAGUUUCUACGAUAAUUUCGACAAUAAAAGUCGAAACGGAAUAUUUAACACAAAAAUCAAUUCAUAAUGAAACCACUGCGACUGAAAGUAUUUAUCAAGAGAACGGUAAUAAAACGUUCCCGUCUGCCGAUGAUACGUCCCCUUAUGAAGCGAGUAGCACAAUAGGAUAUGUUUCAAAUACAGGGUAUUAUCCAAGUGUAACUAUAUCUGUUGAAAAAACGACCGAAGAACCUACGACGACAGGAAGUGAAGAAAGUAGCAAUUCAUUCUCUACUAUAACAUCUUCCUCAAGUUUUAUGGAAUUUUGGCAAAAUAAAAGCUCAGAAACGAUUACGCCAAUGAUAGAAGUGCCAAAGACCACACCUUAUACGUUCACAGAUAAAUGGACGUCUACACAGCUAACAAGGUCUUCAAGUACCGAAGCGGACAGUUCUACAUUUUCCCUCGCUAAUAAUAUCUCUUCGCCUGUAUCAAGUAGUAGCUCUACAAGAGCAAUAUUCGAUGAAAAUACUACUGAUAGCGAACGUGAAGAAUUCUCAACGAAAACUGAAUCGUUAACAACUUCAAAAAGUCCCGUCACUCCUGAAUGCCACGGAAUUUUAUGUUCAAGUACUACGGUACCACCUACGCGCAACGAUAGCGAUUGCAACUGUUCACAUCGUGAAAAUUGUAAACCUGGUCCGAGUAUAAAACGAGCGGCUUUCAAUGGAAAAUCUUACGCAAGGCAACAUGUAGACGUAGAAAUUUCAAAUGGCAAUAAUGCAACGCUUAGAAUUUUCGUGAGACUUAGGACAAGUUUCAAGGAUGGCAUUAUAUUACACGUCUAUUUCGACGAUGAAAAAUAUGCCUUAGUAUAUUUGGAAUAUGGUUCUUUAAAGUUUCAAUUCUCCUGCGGACUCGAAACUAUGCUACUUGGCGAGAUUGAUUCGCCCAUCGAUAAUGGAUAUGAAGCGGAUAUUGAUACAAGGUUUCAAUAUUUUAUGAGAAAUGAAACCAACAAAUGUUCCGCCCGUUUAUUAGUAAACGGAACAACGGCCGUUAGCGGUGAACAAAUUUUGCCAUUACGUGGAAAUCUUCCACGGCAAGCUAAUUUACAUCUAGGCGGUAUACCAAUGGUAUUUUCGCACUAUUUUGCUCAUGUCUCAAUGGGAUUUACCGGAUGUAUGGAUUCUCUUAGGAUAAACGAUAUACCACGUCAUUUUAUCCACGAUUCUACAGAAACAUUUCAAAUCGAAGAUUGUAUAUCGUUUCUAUGUUUGUCAAAUCCGUGUCAAAAUUUCGGUGCGUGUGAAGAAAUAAAUGGCACAGUGCGUUGUAGAUGCAUAGCCGGAUAUACGGGUUCGUUUUGCGAGCGUUCAACGUGCGAUGAAAACCCUUGUGCCUUAGGUGCAACUUGCAUCAGUUCACCAGGUACAGGCUUCGUUUGCGUUUGUCCACUUGGAACUCAUGGUCUUCUGUGCGAAGAAGAUACUGUUAUAACUCGACCAUCAUUUUCGGUACUUGUACCCGGAUUCUCAUCGUACAUUGCUUAUGGAGUGUCGAAUUCUAUAAAAGAUGCCAUGGAACUAAAACUAAAGGUUAUACCACGUACUUAUGAACAAAUAUCUUUGAUAGCUUAUUUAGGACAAAGCGGGUCACGUCGAGAUUUAUCGGAUCAUCUUUCUAUAACAUAUGUUCGUGGUUACAUCAUGUUAACGUGGGAUUUAGGAGCUGGUGUUCGUAGAAUAUUUACAAGUGUUCCUCUGAGUGCUGUAGCAAUAACAGCAGCAGCAAGCAAAAGUUACAUAGCUUAUACGAUCCGAAUUGGGAGAAGAGGUCGAGAAGCAUGGCUUGCGGUAGAUGGCAUAGGCAAUGUAACUGGGCAAGUGGUAGGAUCCAUGACGCGACUUGAUGUAUCACCAAUACUUUAUAUUGGUGGACAUAAGUCAAAAAACUUUGAAUCUUUACCCCAUGAUUUACCUCUUCAUACUGGAUUUUCUGGUUGUAUAUUUGACAUUGAAUUACGCACAGAAAGCGCAAUUUAUCCAAUAACUAGUUCCAGUCCUGCAAUAGGUCGUGGGGUUGGUGAAUGUCAUCGGAAUGAAUGCAUCCGUCAUUCAUGUAAGAAUGGUGCAGUGUGUUUAAAUCAUGGUGCUACAUAUAGCUGUAUUUGCACAAAAGAAUGGAUGGGAUCUGACUGUUCCAUACCAGUAGAAGCAUUAUCCUCUGUUGAAUCAUCCUCUUGCCAUACUUGAAACUAGUAAAAAUAUUCUU
Molecule: messenger RNA, 3616 nt
Organism: Habropoda laboriosa
Lineage: Eukaryota; Metazoa; Arthropoda; Insecta; Hymenoptera; Apidae
Gene: eys
Product: protein eyes shut
Exons: 15
Coding region: 22-3597 (1191 amino acids)
Biological process (GO): heterophilic cell-cell adhesion; establishment or maintenance of epithelial cell apical/basal polarity
Cellular component (GO): plasma membrane; protein-containing complex
Molecular function (GO): calcium ion binding
Source: RefSeq, a predicted model, not a curated record